This is a messenger RNA of Symbiodinium pilosum, 690 nucleotides long. NCBI's taxonomy places the organism in Eukaryota, Dinophyceae, Suessiales, Symbiodiniaceae. The record is from the annotation of a GenBank genome assembly.
AUGGACGAGGUUCUCGGCGCCCUCGACCGCGGGAAUCAUCCAGGGGGUGAAGGCACCUUUUGGGUACUUGACCCUAUCGAUGGUACGAAGGGCUUCCUACGGCAAGAGCAGUUUGCUGUUUGCCUCUGCCUGAUAGAGAACGGUCGUGUCUUGGUCGCGGCUUUGGGCUGUCCUAAUCUUCCAGUUGAUGCAGCUUUGCCAGACGGCGAGAAGGGCUGUAUCUUCGUUGGAGUUGCAGAGCAAGGCGCUUCCCAGAUCAACAUAGCUACUGGCAAGGAGUUCCCUAUCUGUGUGUCCAGUAGCUCCGAUGCAUCUUCAGCCACAUAUGUGGAAUCGCUUGAAUCCUCCCACUCCAGCCACGGACGGCAUGCUGAGAUUGCAGGUGCCCUGAGAAUGGGGCCCCCGAUUCGGAUGGAUAGCCAGUGCAAGUUUGGAGUGGUCGCCAGGGGACAGGCAAGCCUCUACCUCCGCAUCUCUAAGACGCCGCAGUACAUUUGGGAUAUCGCAGCCGGCGCAAUGAUUGUGGAAGAGGCAGGUGGCCGGGUGACCGACUUAUCCGGCAAACCCUUGCAGUUCUCCCUUGGAAGGACGGUGGGCACGGCAGCUCUCUUUGCGUCUAAUGGCCGCAUACAUGACCAGGUCUUGGCAGCUUGCUCGCCUUCGGAAGACAGCAGCCUGUGCUUCGUCUAA